Molecule: messenger RNA, 522 nt
Organism: Capsaspora owczarzaki ATCC 30864
Lineage: Eukaryota; Filasterea; Ministeriida; Capsasporidae
Exons: 4
Coding region: 36-437 (133 amino acids)
Cellular component (GO): nucleus; cytoplasm
Molecular function (GO): protein tyrosine phosphatase activity
Source: RefSeq, a predicted model, not a curated record
AUUCUUGCUCUUUGUGUGACUGAGCAUACCCCAGAAUGGCCUAUUCCGUGAUGCGUGCAGCCGAGCUUGCGGCCUUGCUUCGCGCUCCCAAGCUCGCAGGCGAACCUACACCCAAGUUUGUUGUCAUCGAUGUUCGCGACCACGACUUUCAGGGUGGCAACAUUGCAGGCUGUGUCAAUGUGCCGUCCGCGACCAUCAGCAAGGCCAUCGACGAGCUGGUGGAGCAGUAUGGUCAGCACGACAUGGUCAUCUUUCACUGCAUGUACAGUCAACAACGGGGACCCUCCUGCGCAAAGUAUUUCGCAAGGAACCUGGAUGCUCGGAAGCACCUGGCACAAGUGUACUGCCUCGAGGGAGGCUUUCGUAGCUGGGCGCAGCAGUUUGGCCGGGAUUCGAGUUUGACAGCCAACUUUGAUCCUGAUGCUGCUUUUGAUUGAUUGAUGGAUGGAUGGAUGCACAAGGCAAGCUUGCAAAUGAUAAUCUGAAAUCCAAAAAAACAAAAACAACGACGCGACACACCAC